AUGGCUGGCGGCGGGCAUGCGGCGGUGUCGUUCCUGACGCGGAUGGCGAAGGUGGCUGUGGGGUUGGGCGUGGCGGCGUCCGCGGCCUCCACGUCCUUCUACACGGUGGACGGCGGGGAGCGCGCCGUCAUCUUCGAUCGCGUCCGCGGCGUGCUCCCGCAGACGACGUCAGAGGGCACUCAUUUCCUGGUCCCCAUCCUCCAGAAGCCCUUCAUCUUCGACAUCCGCACUCGCCCUCACAGCUUCUCCUCCACCUCCGGCACCAAGGACCUCCAGAUGGUCAACCUCACGCUCCGCGUCCUGUCGCGCCCCGACGUCGAACACCUCCCGGACAUCUUCAACUCCCUCGGCCUCGAGUACGACGAGAAGGUCCUCCCAUCCAUCGGCAACGAGGUGCUCAAGGCCGUCGUCGCGCAGUUCAACGCCGACCAGCUCCUCACCGAGCGUCCCCACGUCUCCGCGCUCGUCCGCGAGUCGCUCACCCAGCGCGCCCGCGAGUUCAACAUCGUCCUCGACGACGUCGCCAUCACCCACCUAGCCUACGGGCCGGAGUUCUCGCAGGCCGUCGAGAAGAAGCAGGUCGCGCAGCAGGAGGCCGAGCGCUCCAGGUUCCUCGUCGCACGCGCCGAGCAGGAGAGGCGCGCCGCCAUCGUCCGCGCCGAGGGGGAGAGCGAGGCCGCGCGCCUUAUCUCCGAGGCCACGACCACUGCGGGCAACGGCCUGAUCGAGCUCAGGAGGAUCGAGGCGGCUAAGGAGAUCGCCGGCGUCCUGGCGCGCACGCCCAACGUCUCCUACAUCCCCUCCGGCGACAAUGGCCAGAUGCUGCUCGGGCUUAACGCCGCCCGGUGA
Molecule: messenger RNA, 849 nt
Organism: Miscanthus lutarioriparius
Lineage: Eukaryota; Viridiplantae; Streptophyta; Magnoliopsida; Poales; Poaceae
Source: the annotation of a GenBank genome assembly